AAGAAGGAGCUGGUAAUAAUAAUUUCCAUAAUGAAAAAUUAAGUAUUAUACAUUUUGUAACUAAAGAAAUGGAAAAAUUAAUUGAUACUUCAAAAGGUAUUGAAUAUUUAAUUUCUUUUAUCUCAAGUUUACCAAGAAAAGUAAUUAAAGGAUCUGGACUUGUUAAUGGUUUUUUAAACAAUAAAUUUAUGCCUGACAUUCACUGGCCAGGUUAUAAUUAUCUCGGACCAUUUACAAAAUCUAAGAAACCAAUAAACAAAUUAGAUAUAAGCCGCAAUGGAUCAUGAUUUUUACUAUGAAAAACAUAAAGAUACUAAAUCUAGACAUAAAGCUGAUUUAAUUCUAGAAAAUAUAGCUAAGAAUAUAUAUGAAAAUCCAGAUACAUCUUUAGGUGAAAACACAGCAGCUUUUGCAACUACUAAUAUAAUGAAAGUAAAAAGAAAAUUAGGAAUGGGCCUUAUUUAAAAUAAAAAAUUAAUAUUUUGAAUAAUAAAUGAAUCUUAAUUUAAAUGAUGCACAAUUGAAAAAAAUUAAAUCUGCACAUAAUAAAAAAAUAGUUGUAACAAUUCAACUAUCAAACAACCAAUUUGGAACAGGAAAUUAAAGGUUUAAUUUAACAGAAAAACAAAUAAUAAAAUUAAACAAAUCUAAGAAAGUAAAAAAAGAAUCAAGAUUGGAAUUGAAAUAUGAACAAAUUAAACAAGGUGGAUUUCUUCCAAUUCUUUUUGUUGGAAUAGGAGCUGCAAGUGCAUUAGCUGGGAGAAUAAGUUCGAUUGUAAAUACUAUUAUAGAAAGAAAGCAUAAGAUAGCAGCGGAAAAAGAACAAGAAAGACAUAAUAAAGAAAUGGAAAAAAUUGUCAAUAAUAUUAAAACUUUACAAGUUGGAUCUGGAAUUAAAAAGAAAACAAAAAAAGGAAAUCAGUCCAUUAACUAA
This is a messenger RNA of Cinara cedri, 934 nucleotides long. Lineage: Eukaryota; Metazoa; Arthropoda; Insecta; Hemiptera; Aphididae. The record is from the annotation of a GenBank genome assembly.